AUGAGGAGACGCACAGAGGGAACGGAUGGGAACACGGGGCCCCUGCAGCCUCAGGAGGAUCAGCUGCGGCCUGGUUUGCUCGUGUCGUCAUUCGUCGUGGGCACCUUGUCCUUGGGGCCGGCCAGUUACUUGGCUUCCAGGCCCGUCAUCCUACCGGAAGCACCCCCAGCUUGGGGAUUUGGAAUAUUGGUGGGCAGCGUGCAAACAGAAGCGAAUGUCAGCCGGGGCGGCAGGGGGCAGCAGACCCCACACUUUAUCCAUGCCUCAGGUGGGAAGGAGUGUCCGGCUCCAGAAACCUGUCGCGGGCUUUAUCCCAAGCGACUUCAGCCAGCAGACGGUUCAUGUCCUGAGGCUGCAAAAUACGAGGUGGUAGUAGUGGGGGGCAUGAGGCUGAGAGUGGGGAGAGCAAUCCAGGGGCGCCAGGGUGGGAGCCGCAGCGGGCCCAUGGCCGCCCGGAGGACACUGAUGCUUCUGGAGCGCGCGCGAGGGUCCAAGGCGGGGCCGGACCAAGGCCGCCUGCGCUCCGCGGAGGCGCGUUCUGCCAUCAUCACUGACAAAGUAAUCCCAGCUUGUCUGCCAUCCCCAAAUUAUGUGGUCGCCAACCAGACUGAAUGUUACGUCACUGGCUGGGGAAAAACCCAAGUAUGCCCUGACAAUAAUUAUAUCCAUCAGACUUACCCCCUUGCCACUGGAACACUGAGACUGUCUUGGAAUCUCUGCCUGACUUUCUCAGAGGUGCUGGGAUGGAGAACUGAAGUUUCCAUCCCACUGAGUGGAAGCCGCACCCCUCGCGCGCUCCAGAGGCAUCAGUGUCCUCCGGGCGACCACAGGCCCGCUGCAGCUCCCACACUGGCGCCCCUGGAUUGCUCUCCCCACUCUCAGCCGCACGCUGCGCUCCUUUCACCCGGAAUUUUGCGGCCCCAGAAGGACAUGAACCAUCUGCUGGCUGAAGUCGCUUGGGACAAAACCCGCGACAGGUUUUGGCAGCUGGACACUCGCUCCCACAGGAGGGAGGGGCGUGCGGAGAAGUGUGGGGUCUGCCUCCCCCUGGCGGCCUGGCUGACGUUUACUUCUGUUUCCACGCUGCCCAGCAAUGUUCCAAGUGGAACUUUUGGAAGGUUGAGUCCUAGAGGAUUUCCAGAGUGUCGGAACUCAGUGACACCUUCCCACAUGAAGGUCGAGGACUGUCUGCAGCCCUUGCUUGUUCAUAAACUAAGACAUGAAUGGGUUGUGUCUGCACCCCUGAGUAGCCACACAACCUUGGGAAGGCCUCAGCCCCCUCCUUGUACAGCAGGAAUGAGAACAGCACUGCCUGUUGGGAAGCUUGAGGGAGGCUAUGGAUGGCAGCACUUGGCAGAGGGUCUGGUCAUGGAAGUCAACAACAUUCUGGGAUUGGGACACACUUUCUGGGCACUGCUGGCCAGUCCCAUAAUGGAACAUAAGGAAGUGGUUCUUCUACUUCUUUUAUUUCUGAAAUCAGUACCGACUGAGCAAAUGCCUGGGGUGCAAGGGUGCUACCACGGUAAUGGACAGAGUUAUCGGGGCACAUACUUCACCACUGUCACAGGAAGAACCUGCCAAGCUUGGUUAUCUAUGACACCGCACUCGCAUAGUCGGACCCCAGAAUACUACCCAAACGCUGGCUUGGUCAAGAACUACUGCCGAAAUCCAGAUUCUGUGGCAGCCCCUUGGUGUUAUACGAUGGAUCCUAGUGUCAGGUGGGAGUACUGCAACCUGACACGAUGCUCAGAUGCAGAAGGGACUGCUGUCGUGCCUCCAAAUAUUAUUCCAGUUCCAAGCCUAGAGGCUUUUUUUGAACAAGAACUGACUGAGGAAACCCCCGGGGCACAGGAGUGCUACUAUCAUUAUGGACAGAGUUACCGAGGCACACACUCCACCACUGUUACAGGAAGAACUUGCCAAGCUUGGUCAUCUAUGACACCACACCAGCAUAGUCGGACCCCAAAAAACUAUCCAAAUGCUGGCCUGACCAGGAACUACUGCAGGAAUCCAGAUGCUGAGAUUUGCCCUUGGUGUUACACCAUGGAUCCCAGUGUCAGGUGGGAGUACUGCAACCUGACACAAUGCCUGGUGACAGAAUCAAGUGUCCUUGCAACUCUCACAGUGGUCCCAGAUCCAAGCACAGAGGCUUCUUCUGAAGAAGCACCAACGGAGCAAAGUCCCGAGGUCCAGGACUGCUACCAUGGUGAUGGACAGAGUUAUCGAGGCUCAUUCUCCACCACUGUCACAGGAAGGACAUGCCAGUCUUGGUCCUCUAUGACACCACACUGGCAUCAGAGGACAACAGAAUAUUAUCCAAAUGGUGGCCUGACCAGGAACUACUGCAGGAAUCCAGAUGCUGAGAUUCGCCCUUGGUGUUAUACCAUGGAUCCCAGUGUCAGAUGGGAGUACUGCAACCUGACACAAUGUCCAGUGACAGAAUCAAGUGUCCUCGCAAUGUCCAUGGCUGUUUCUGAACAAGCACCAACGCAGCAAAGUCCCGGGGUCCAGGACUGCUACCAUGGUGAUGGACAGAGUUAUCGAGGUUCAGUCUCCACCACUGUCACAGGAAGGACAUGUCAGUCUUGGUCCUCUAUGACACCACACUGGCAUCAGAGGACCACAGAAUACUACCCAAAUGGUGGCCUGACCAAGAACUACUGCAGGAAUCCAGAUGCUGAGAUUCGCCCUUGGUGUUAUACCAUGGAUCCCAGUGUCAGAUGGGAGUACUGCAACCUGACACAAUGUCUGGUGAUGGAAUCAAGUGUCCUCGCAACUCCCCCAGUGGUCCCAGUUCCAAGCACAGAGGUUCCUUCUGAAGAAGCACCAACUGAAAACAGCCCUGGGGUCCAGGACUGCUACCAAGGUGAUGGACAGAGUUAUCGAGGCACAUUCUCCACCACUAUCACAGGAAGAACAUGUCAGUCUUGGUUGUCUAUGACACCACAUUGGCAUCGGAGGAUCCCAUUAUGCUAUCCAAAUGCUGGCCUGACCAGGAACUACUGCAGAAAUCCAGAUGCUGAGAUUCGCCCUUGGUGUUACACCAUGGAUCCCAGUGUCAGGUGGGAGUACUGCAACUUGACACAAUGUCCAGUGACAGAAUCAAGUGUCCUCACAACUCCCACGGUGGUCCCGGUUCCAAGCACAGAGGCUCCUUCUGAACAAGCACCACCUGAGAAAAGCCCUGUGGUCCAGGAUUGCUACCAUGGUGAUGGACAGAGUUAUCGAGGCACAUCCUCCACCACUGUCACAGGGAGGAACUGUCAAUCUUGGUCAUCUAUGAUACCACAUUGGCAUCAGAGGACCCCAGAAAACUACCCAAAUGCUGGCCUGACCAGGAACUACUGUAGGAAUCCAGAUUCUGGGAAACAACCCUGGUGUUACACAACUGAUCCAUGUGUGAGGUGGGAGUACUGCAACCUGACACAAUGCUCAGAAACAGAAUCAGAUGUCCUAGAGACUCCCACUGUUGUUCCGGUUCCAAGCAUGGAAGCUCAUUCUGAAGCAGCACCAACUGAGCAAACCCCUGUGGUCCAGCAGUGCUACCAUGGUAAUGGACAGAGUUAUCGAGGCACAUUCUCCACCACUGUCACUGGAAGGACAUGUCAAUCUUGGUCAUCCAUGACACCACACCAGCAUAAGAGGACCCCGGAAAACCACCCAAAUGAUGGCUUGACAAUGAACUACUGCAGGAAUCCAGAUGCUGACACAGGCCCUUGGUGUUUUACCAUGGACCCCAGCGUCAGGUGGGAGUACUGCAACCUGACGCGAUGCUCAGACACAGAAGGGACUGUGCUCACGCCUCCAACUGUUAUCCCGGUUCCAAGCCUAGAGGCUCCUUCCGAACAAGCAUCCUCUUCAUUUGAUUGUGGGAAGCCUCAAGUGGAGCCAAAGAAAUGUCCUGGAAGCAUUGUAGGUGGGUGUGUGGCCUACGCACAUUCCUGGCCCUGGCAAGUCAGUCUUAGAACAAGGUUUGGAAAGCACUUCUGUGGAGGCACCUUAAUAUCCCCAGAGUGGGUGCUGACUGCUGCUCGCUGCUUGGAGACGUUCUCAAGGCCUUCAUUCUACAAGAUCAUCCUGGGUGCACACCAAGAAGUGAAUCUUGAAUCUCAUGUUCAGGAAAUAGAAGUGUCUAGGCUGUUCUUGGAGCCCACCGGAGCAGAUAUGGCCUUGCUAAAGCUAAGCAGGCCUGCCAUCAUCACUGAUAAAGUAAUCCCAGCCUGUCUGCCAUCUCCAAAUUACGUGGUCACCGCCUGGACUGAAUGUUACAUCACUGGCUGGGGAGAAACCCAAGGUACCUUUGGGGCCGGCCUUCUCAAGGAAGCCCAGGUUCAUGUGAUUGAGAAUAAAGUGUGCAAUCGCUAUGAGUUUCUGAAUGGAAGAGUCACAUCCACCGAGCUCUGUGCUGGGCGUCUGGCCGGAGGCACUGACAGUUGCCAGAGUGACAGUGGAGGGCCUGUGGUUUGCUUCGACAAGGACAAAUACAUUUUACAAGGAAUGACUUCUUGGGGUCCUGGCUGUGCACGCCGCAAUAAGCCUGGUGUCUAUGUUCGUGUUUCAAGCUUUAUCACUUGGAUUGAGGGAGUGAUGAGAAAUAAUUAAUUGGACAGGAGACAGAGUGAAGCAUUGACUCACCUGGAGGCUGGAAUGUGGGUAGGGAUUUAGCAUGCUGGAAAUAACAGACAGUAAUCAAAUGAAGACACUGUCCCC
Piliocolobus tephrosceles (Ugandan red Colobus) is the source of this 4710-nucleotide messenger RNA. It is a transcript of the gene LPA, whose product is annotated as lipoprotein(a). Gene Ontology annotation, molecular function: signaling receptor binding; serine-type endopeptidase activity. The record is from RefSeq and is a predicted model, not a curated record. Gene Ontology annotation, biological process: proteolysis. The coding region runs from base 1 to 4602 and encodes 1533 amino acids. The transcript is spliced from 28 exons. Lineage: Eukaryota; Metazoa; Chordata; Mammalia; Primates; Cercopithecidae.